AUGUCCUUCAUUUUUCUAAUUAUAUCCAGCAUUCUGGUUCUCUCCUUGAAUGCCGAUCGUGGUUCAACUGUCAAAAUUCGAAUCGAGGGCAAGAGCAAUACUAUAUUCGAGUCAAAUUUCCAUUUUACUCGUGGACACAAUAUCACAGUUGAAUCAGGAGACAGUGCACAUCAUUGUGAUGGUAAAAAUUUGAAUAGUCAUCCAACAGCUGGUUCGACUGUUACAAGUGCUCUUGAUGAUGCAAGCAAAUGUGGUCGUUUUACUUGGGACGGUACGUUCUCAACUAUAUAUGAUGAUUUCUUUAUUACGCGCAUCGGCAGUGACGCGCAAACGGCUACACAAUUCUGGGGUAUUCUGGCCAAUUAUAACUACACAAAAACUGGAGGAUGCGAAACGCGUGUUCAACAGAAUGACGAAGUUCUUUUCGCUUUUGAUGCGUUCAGCAAAAAAUACUUUCUCAAACUCACGGUACCUCUGACUGCUCGCCGUGGUUGUAACACAAUAUUCAGGGUCACAAAUGGCGCUACAGACGCACCAAUAUCAGGUGCGAAAGUUGGUAAAUAUGUAUCAGAUUCCAAUGGAAAUGUCAAAGUUGCCUUCACAAGUGGUGGUCGACACAAACUAAAAGCAGAACACAAAGAUUAUAUUCGUUCAAACGCAAUCUAUGUUCGUGUGCAAUAA
Molecule: messenger RNA, 681 nt
Organism: Rotaria socialis
Lineage: Eukaryota; Metazoa; Rotifera; Eurotatoria; Philodinida; Philodinidae
Source: the annotation of a GenBank genome assembly